AGCGUAGCACUUUCGCUCCGGGUGCCAGGUUACCGCGUGCAUUCCCCUCGCUGUGACACUUAUCAGGCACAGUGCUGCCUGCCAGGACUCUCCAUAUCUCAGGAAUCUGUACAUUUGCAGAAGUGAUACGAAAAAAAUGACCACAUUUAAGGAGGCAGUGACGUUCAGGGAUGUGGCUGUGAUCUUCACCGUGGAGGAGCUGGAGCUGCUAGACACGUCCCAGAGGAAGCUGUACAGAGACGUGAUGCUGGAGAACUUCCGGAACCUGAUCUCAGAGGCAAGAUCCAAUAUGAGAUGGAGACUGUCCCAGAAGCGGACCCACAUGAAGAGUUUUCCUGCUGGCAUAUCUGGCAAAGAAUUGCAGAUGAUCUAAUCAGGAGGCAAGACUCCAUGAUAAAGAGUUCUCAGUUUCCCAAACAGGGUGAUUCAA
This is a messenger RNA of Pteronotus mesoamericanus, 430 nucleotides long. RefSeq names its product zinc finger protein-like. Gene Ontology annotation, biological process: regulation of DNA-templated transcription. The record is from RefSeq and is a predicted model, not a curated record. The transcript has 4 exons. The coding region runs from base 137 to 373 and encodes 78 amino acids. Lineage: Eukaryota; Metazoa; Chordata; Mammalia; Chiroptera; Mormoopidae.